AUGAACGCAGAUGAGACUGGAAUUCAAAUACACGCCUUCAAGGAGCCUGUCCUCUCCCACGCGCUCGGUUUUCGUCUCAGCAGAUAUGUGCCCAAGGUGGUACGUGCGAAAAUGGAUCGCAGCAGGAAACCAUACGACAUUGCCGAGCUCAGACAGGUGUCCGUGAUGUUUGUGAAGAUCUCAGGACUGUCACUUGAUCCAGACGCCAACGGCACGUGCAUGACGGCUGUAAAGAACGCGCAGCUGCUGAUGACAGAGCUUCAGCGAGUUGUGUUCAACUAUGAAGGUGUGGUCAACAAGCUGCUUGUGGAUGACAAGGGCCUCCUCGCCCUUGUUGUGUUUGGACUUCCGCCCUUUCUGCACCAGGAUGACGCAGCGCGCGCCGUGCGUGCAGGCAUUGACAUUGCAAACGAUGUGCCGCGUUUGGACACAACGCAGACGAUCAACGCCUCUGUUGGCAUCGCCACGGGUCACGUCUUUGCUGGCAUCAUCGGCUCACGCCAGCGCCACGAAUACACCGUGAUGGGUGACAGCGUGAACAAGGCCGCGCGUCUCAUGGUCACGGCAACGGCAUACGGGGUUGUGAUUGACGAGACAACAAAGCGGGCAGUUAAGAUUCAGGUGCCGUCCUUUCAGUACGACAAACUGGAGGAUCUUACCCUCAAAGGAUUCUCCAAACGAGCAAAGGCAUACCAUCCCCACCCACUCCAAGACAACACAUCGGUGUGGAUGACAACGGGUAUGCCUGCACGCAUGGACAACAUGCUCUUUGGGCGCGAGGAGGACAUUGAAGCCGGCCUCAAGAUGCUCCGCUCAACCUACGACAAACUAGGUGGACUGCUUUACGUCAAGGCAGAUGUUGCGAUGGGCACAACGCCUGUCGCAAUGAAGCUCACACAAGAGGCAAAGAAGUUGGGAAUGUUUGUGAUUUCGCCGUCGCCAUCGCAAGUCAUCAAAAUCGGUGACUAUGGCACAGAACAGCUUGCCCGCUCGCGUCGCAACAUUUCCACCUGCAUUGCAUCAGACAACAAAUGGGCAAUAUGGCGCGAAGUCCUCAAGACGGCGUUUCGGAGGCUAAAGGAUGCUGGGGUGCAAAGUCUAAGGAAAUGGGUGAUUGAGUGCUUGGAGCCAUUUGACGACCAAAUUGACCUGACGUGGACGCUGCCUGCGGUUGAUCGCGUGCUGAGCGAAUUUGAGCACUUUGACCCGCGCGAGGACCCUCCACUGAAAUCGACGCGACGGUCAAGCAUCAUCCGCGAUUCGGAUGUUGAGUCGUUGAUUGUCCGCGUCAUGUUGGGGUUUGUCAGCCUCUUUCCAACCUUCAUUGCCCUUCGACUGGACGUGCAAAAACACGAUGGACACGGUGCCCUUGAUCACUACUCGUGGCAGGUCACGGAACGGCUUGCCGCCCACUGCUGUGAUCGCAGCGGCGAACUGGAAUCGCCACCGGUUAUCAUCCUGGUCAUGUCUGAGCACCACAACGAGGACAGCCCCUUUGCCAGCUACGACGUGCUGCGCCGCGCCGUCAGCGCCGGCACCCUUCUUCCCCUCAAGCUCUUGACAAAGGCGACACAGUGCAUGAGUUUCAUGAAACCGAAGGAUGUUGUUGUUCUUCCAGCCUCGAUCCCUCCGCCUGUGACACAGCUCAUCGACCAGCGUUGCGGCGGCCACCCUUGGAUGAUCCACAAGACCAUCUCUCUCAUGUUCAGCCCCAACGCCUGCGGGCCUGGAUCAGGACCCGCAAUCCAGAAAUGGGAGACCGGUCGCAUUGCUAUUGUGACCAAGGACAUUGGGCAGGUGCGAGUGACGGAGGACAUGGCAAAGUGUCUUCUUUCCAGCUACGAAGCGCUCAGAGGGCGACUGCAGCUGAUUGUCAAGACUGCGGCUGUCAUGCCUGCUUUUUCGCCGGAAAUGGUGCAAGCACUUCUGCCCGAAUCGCCGGCUCACGUCCUGCAGCGCGAGCUGGAUGACCUGGUGGAGCGAGGCAUCCUUGAGCACAGCAACACCGUGCCGCGGUGUGUCGACAACUACUGGCCGUCGGACAGAACCACCUCCUACCACUACGAGUUUGCUUGCAAGCUUCAGCAGCGCCUGAUUGUGGAUAUUACCCCACACUCGCUCGUCAAACACAACAGGGAAUGCUUCCACGCGCGAAUCAGCAAGGUGACCUUCAGCGUCAUGACCAUUCAGGCUGCGUGGAGGCGCUACCUCCUGCGAACAAAACCAAAGCUGGAAUGGCUGCUAAAUGGCCAGGCACCGCAGCCACAGCCCGUCUACACAACUCGCGUGGCACAGGCCGUCAUACAAAUCAUGAAGGGCAUGCAGAUCAUGCAAGGGGAGGACGCUGCGCACAAGCUGCCAGACUCCUAUGCACAGCUCUCUGUCACCCGGUCGCGCCAACGCGCCAACACCAACUGGCUGGACAUGGAGGCGGCGAUCAUGGGCAUUUCUGGCGAUGACGAUGGCACGAGCAGUGACGCUGGCACCAAUGCCAUGUCGGAUGACAGCCAGCGAGAGGCGCUUGAGCAACGAUCCCUCGCAGGUGCAGACGCGGUAAUAGACGCAGUCGGAGAGCGAGAAGGGCAAGGCAGAGAAGGCGCCGAAACAAGGCGUGUGCGUUACGCAAGUGCAGGUCACGAGCGUACCGAUAGUGUCGGUAGUGACAGCAGCAGCGGUGGUGGUGCUGCUGCCAUCCACGACUUUAGUGACCCAGAACCACUUGCUGCGGAGCGGGAAGGACAAGACAAUGAUGGGGGUGGCGAUGAUGGCAACAGCGAAUCCCAGUUGGACUUGGUGUCCUUCGACGGCGACAGCGAGUGUGAGGAACAGUGGGCAGGUCAUGGCCAGAGCGCUGCUGGGGCGGACGGUGCCGGUGACGCUGCCGUCGUCCAUCGCAACGCCAGCAAUGACACUGCCGAGUGCGACGAUGACCUUGAACCGGGUUUCCACGCUCCGCCGGUGCCCAUCAGGCGACGGAUCACCCGCUCGCAGUCUCCGACACCGUAUGUAAUCCCUGCGGGGCUGCGGCAGAAGCUAGAAGCACGACACCUCACCGUUUCCACGGUCGGCACCGAACGCGCGAAACGAACGGAGAUUGGAAUUGUCACGGAGGCAGUCACCCACCUGCUCAUUCAAGCCAACGACCGUCUUGUCAGGAUUCGCAAGGGCUGUAUGGACAUUGACGCCCGCAUGGGCGCGGUCACCGAUCAGAUGGAUGCGCUCUCCGAUGCAUUUCAAGACAUGGUGGCCCGCAUUUCCGCGGAGAUUGAGGUGGAAGACACCGAGUCCUCGUGA
Molecule: messenger RNA, 3294 nt
Organism: Salpingoeca rosetta
Lineage: Eukaryota; Choanoflagellata; Craspedida; Salpingoecidae
Exons: 25
Coding region: 1-3294 (1097 amino acids)
Biological process (GO): cyclic nucleotide biosynthetic process; intracellular signal transduction
Cellular component (GO): cytoplasm
Molecular function (GO): adenylate cyclase activity
Source: RefSeq, a predicted model, not a curated record